Penicillium samsonianum is the source of this 270-nucleotide messenger RNA. RefSeq lists its product as uncharacterized. NCBI's taxonomy places the organism in Eukaryota, Fungi, Ascomycota, Eurotiomycetes, Eurotiales, Aspergillaceae. The transcript has a single exon. The record is from RefSeq and is a predicted model, not a curated record. Bases 1 to 270 code for a protein of 89 amino acids.
AUGUAUGAUAGUUCGCUGUGGAAAGAGCGAGAUGGUGCUCGCUCGACGACUGCAACUACGACAGGCCUUAAUUACCACACCGAAGAGGGCACAUCUUCAUCGGGUCACUUUGAGCCUAAUGAUAACUGCCAUUUAGUCCCAUCCCCUGAUGCCAUGGCAAAAAGAAUGCACGAAAAUGUGGAAAGACCUAAACACUACAUCUUCGCUAUCGGCUCAAUGCAGCUGUUGAGCUCAUACCAGUUUCGCCCAGCAACAUCAUCACUAGACUAG